CGGAGAAAAACCAAGGACAAGGAAACCCCUUCCCUUUCCUGGAGAGCACGGGUGAUGGAGAGUGGAGAGAGCAAGCCGAAACCCCCAAAACCCUCCUCCACCUCGCCGCUGCGCGCUAUGUCCUCCGCCGCCGGGGACCACCUAAUCCUUGGCCCUCCCGUCGCGGGCCUCCCCGUCGGGAAUGCGUCGUCGUCAGCCGAAGCGGGCUCCACCUCCACCGCGGGACAUGUCGCAGGCGCGGAGGUCGUCGAGCACUUGCAAAGUGGCGCCUUUGGCAACCCCUGCCUUAGUUUCUUCGCCCUCGUCGACAGGGACACGCCGCCCCAGCACCUCCGCGACCUCCUCGCCGCCGCCUGGGAGCACGAUGCCCUCACCGCGCUCAAGCUCGUCUUCAACCUCCGCGGCGUGCGCGACAACGGCAAGGGCGACAGGGAGGGAUUCUACACCGCCGCGCUCUGGAUGCACCAAUACCACCCACGCACGCUCGCCGGCAACCUCUCCGCGUUCGCCGAGUUCGGCUACAUCAAGGACUUCCCCGAGCUUCUCUACCGCAUCAUCCACGGCGCUGAUGCACGCAAGGUCGCUAAGGCCAAGUCCAAGGCCUGAGGGGGCGACCUCGCCAGACUGAGCGGCCGGAAGCGCGCCCGCGACGACGACGACGACCCUACGCCUGCGGCGUCUACCGAUGCGGUCCAGGUCCAGCCCCAGCCCCAGCCCCAGCCCCAGCCCGACCACUUGCUCGCCGACGCCGUCAACCUGGAGACAGAGGAUGUCGUGGGGGAGGCGCCGGUGAAGGGCAGCCCCAGCAAGAAGGUGCUCAAGGCGGCCCGCCUCGCCAAGUUGGCCAUGAAAAUAUACCAUGAAGAUGACAACUAUCGUCUCCUCUUCAACUCCAUCACCAGUUUCUUUGUGGACAAAACCUCCGCUCCGAUCUCGAGCACCACAAGUCCGGCAAGCUGUCCAAGAUCGGGCUCACCGCCAAAUGUUGUCCCUCACCAGACUCGUCCUUCGACCAAUCCACAUUGUUAUGUGAGGCCAUCGCUCGCGGUCUCUUUCCACGCGAAUCAGACGCUAGCUACGCCAACAUGAAAGAGAAGCAUUACAUCUUCCUUGUGCGCCGCCGUCUCCGCCGCGAGGUUCUCGUGCCGCUGCGUAAGGACCUGGAGCUGCCCGAGAUUUAUAUGUCCAAAAACCAAUGGUCUGAUCUGCCUUACGAGCGCGUGGCCUCAGAGGCCAUGAGGAUUUACGAGCACUUGUUCAAGAAGCACGAUGAAGGGCGCUUCACGGCGUUUCUCAAAGACCACAAAGAUAGCCGCGAGGCCGCCAAGCACAAGGCAAAGAAGGCGGCGCCCCAGCCACCCCUUCUGCAAGACAUCAUUACCUCGCUUGGCCUGGCAUCGCAUGCCAGCAACAUCAAACGAAGGGAGGAUGCUGCUCAGCAGUGGCGCACUUUGGUCGAUCAUCUCCGUGGGAAGGGAUCUCUGUGCAAUUGUAUGGCGGUCUGCGACGUCAACAAGGGGGGGCUGGUCAAAAGUGAAGGCCAGAAGUUGUUGAAGAUCUGUGUGGGGCUUGGAUUCUUAAUCUCUGAACUCAGUUCGCCUCCAUGGACGAACUCGGUGCAUGCCUUCGCUUCAAACUAUUUCCCUCUUGUGCUUCCUGUUGGCAGCUAUCGGGAAAAGUUGAAUUUUAUUCGCCAGAUGCCUUGCGAAGAGAGGUUUAACCUAAAGAAGGUGUUUGAGGGGAUAAUUACAAGGGCAGUAACGAGUGGUGUUACCCCGGACAAUAUGGUGAAGACCAUAUUCAUAUUCACAGACAAGUUUUUUGAGAAGGCAUCAGUGCGUCCGGUUGAGCUGAUUGAACAUGAAGAUUUUAAUCCAUUGUCGUCGCGUCCGUGGCAUGAAGAAUAUCGGAGGGUGUGCGAAGAAUUCAAGAGGGUAGGCUUUCAGGACGUGGUACCUCAGAUCGUACUGUGGAACCUUAAGGGGCCACGCUCUGCAGGCUUAACCGCAACUAAGGAUGGAGUCAUGACACUUAGUGGAUACUCGGAUGAGUUGAUGAGAUUGUUUCUUGAGAACAAUGGGGUGGUGGAGCCGGAAGAUGAGAUGCUUGAUGCAAUUGCUGGGGACGAGUACCAGAAACUUCAAGUGAUUGAUUAGGAUAACUGGUCUAGAGGUUUGAGAUUAUAUGAGUGACUAGGAGAUCUAUGUUUAUCCUGACUCAGUAAUACCUUUUUUGUGUUGGAUGCAU
Messenger RNA from Oryza sativa Japonica Group (Japanese rice), 2247 nucleotides. RefSeq lists its product as uncharacterized. NCBI's taxonomy places the organism in Eukaryota, Viridiplantae, Streptophyta, Magnoliopsida, Poales, Poaceae. The record is from RefSeq and is a predicted model, not a curated record.